AUGGCCCUCGCAAACACUGUUAGGGAUCAUCUAGUGAGCAGAUGGAUUCGCACACAACAGCACUAUUAUGAGAAAGAUCCCAAGAGAGUUUACUACCUUUCUCUUGAAUUCUAUAUGGGACGUACUCUAUCGAACACUAUGAUGAACCUUGGACUCCAGGCUACUGUUGAUGAAGCACUCUAUCAGCUCGGUUUGGAAAUUGAAGAAUUGCAAGAAAUCGAAGAAGACGCUGGACUCGGAAAUGGUGGUCUUGGUCGUCUUGCCGCUUGCUUCCUCGACUCAAUGGCUACCCUCGGUAUCCCAGCCUACGGCUACGGUCUACGAUACGAGUACGGUAUCUUCAAGCAACUCAUCAGAGACGGCUGGCAGGUAGAAGAGCCCGAUGACUGGCUCCGUUUUGGAAACCCAUGGGAAAAGGCUAGACCAGAGUACAUGCUGCCUGUUAACUUUUACGGCAAAGUAGUCAAGGAUUCGAAAGGAAAGGCGAGCUGGGUGGACACACAGGUUGUAUUCGCGAUGCCCUAUGACACCCCUGUUCCCGGUUAUCGUAACAAUGUUGUAAACACCCUUCGUUUGUGGAGCGCCAAGGCUGAGAAUCACUUCCACCUGAAAUUCUUCAACGAUGGUGACUACGUGCAAGCUGUUAUGGACCGCAACAACUCCGAAAACAUCACAAGAGUGUUGUAUCCUAAUGAUAAUGUACGUUUUCUUCUUUCCAAAAUCUUAUCAUUUAUCAAUUGA
Messenger RNA from Cylicostephanus goldi, 741 nucleotides. The record is from the annotation of a GenBank genome assembly. NCBI's taxonomy places the organism in Eukaryota, Metazoa, Nematoda, Chromadorea, Rhabditida, Strongylidae.